Hirsutella rhossiliensis is the source of this 1815-nucleotide messenger RNA. RefSeq names its product gatB/GatE catalytic domain-containing protein. Gene Ontology annotation, molecular function: glutaminyl-tRNA synthase (glutamine-hydrolyzing) activity. NCBI's taxonomy places the organism in Eukaryota, Fungi, Ascomycota, Sordariomycetes, Hypocreales, Ophiocordycipitaceae. The transcript has 2 exons. Gene Ontology annotation, biological process: glutaminyl-tRNAGln biosynthesis via transamidation; mitochondrial translation. The record is from RefSeq and is a predicted model, not a curated record. Bases 1 to 1815 code for a protein of 604 amino acids.
AUGCGCCGCAGCCCGGUUGCGGCGCUGAGGGGAUACCUGCUGGGCGGUGUUCCCUCGCGUCGAGGAUGCCUCGCCGCCCAUCCUGUCGCAACGAGGCCUGCUUUGGUCGGGUGGAGGCUGCCCGGCGCUGUUCUUGUCCGAGCUCUCCACGCAGCUCCCGAGGCCACUGCUACACCCUCGCGACCGCCUGCUGUCCCUCUCCGGAAGCAGCUCAAGGACGAGGCCAAGCAGGCCAAGAAGCAAGGGAAGAAGAAGUCAAAGGGCGAGUCCCAGGUGGUCGAGGGCUGGGAACUGACCGUCGGAAUCGAGAUUCACGCCCAGCUCAACACAUCGCGCAAACUCUUCUCCUCCGCAAUCACGUCCUUCAACGACGAACCCAACAGCCAUGUCGCGCUCUUCGACGUCGCCAUGCCGGGCAGCCAUCCCCUGCUGCAAGAGGACAUUCUUCCGCCUGCCAUUCGAGCUGCGCUGGCCCUCAACUGCGACGUGCAGCGUCCCUCCGGAUAUCAGAUAACCCAGUAUUACGAACCUCUGGCAAGAAACGGGCACAUUACGCUGCGUGCGCGAGACGGCAUUGCCCCCGAGGACGGUGAGAGCGUCGCCGUGGGCAUCAAGCAGAUCCAGCUCGAACAGGACACGGCCAAGACGCUUGCGCAGACCGGCAAUGUGCACUGGCUGGAUUUCAAUCGCGUGGGCGUGCCCCUCAUCGAGAUCAUCACCGAGCCGCAUAUUCACCAUCCACGGACGGCCGCCAUCUUUGUCCGCAAGGUGCAGCUUCUCCUCAACACGGUCGACAGUUGCGUUUCUGGCAUGGAGACGGGCGGUCUCAGGGCCGAUGUGAAUGUAUCUGUGCGGAGAACCGAUGGCUCGACCAGGGAACUCGGGACGAGGACUGAAAUCAAGAACCUGAGCACCAUCAAGGCCAUUGAGGACGCCAUCAUAGCCGAACGAGAUCGCCAGAUCCGAGAGCUGGAGGCCGGCGGGGUCAUUGCAGGAGAAACGCGUGGCUGGACACUUGGCUCCAAGGAAACAAGGCGGCUCCGAGGCAAGGAGGGCGAGGUCGACUAUCGCUACAUGCCCGACCCUGACAUUGCGCCUCUGGUGAUUGGUGACGACCUCGUGGAACACCUGCGGACGUCGCUUGCCGUGCUGCCCGACGUCGAGAUGGACAGACUGGUCGACGAAUUUGGACUUACGUCCAAGGACGCCCUGUCGCUCAUCACGUUGGACAUGGGAGCUCGCAUCGAGUACUUCUAUCGGGUACUGGACAGCCUCGAUGCGAAGAUCCGAGCCGAGUUUGCCCCAUCGACACUCCCGGACUUGAAGAGCUACUCGACUCUUGCCGGAAAUUGGAUCAUCCACGAGCUCGGUCGGCUCACGACAUACAAGGCAGGGCCACUGGCCUUGGGAGAGCUCUCGUUUACGCCCGACGGCGAAUGCCCCCAGGUCCCCGCCUCUGAGCUAUCGCAGCUGCUCUACCACCUCUACCGCAAACACAUCACGGGCAAAGUGGCCAAGGAGCUCCUCGUGUCGAUAUACCUCGGCGAGCUCGAGGGCGGUGUGCUACAGGCAAUCAAUGUCAAUGAUCUCUGGUUCAAGGAGAUCUCCGAGCAAGAAUACUCUGCGCUGGCGGACGCGGCCAUGGAGGGCGAAGAAAAAGUGCUUCAGGUGUUUGUCGAGUAUGAAAAGUUCCCUCAGGGCAAGCUCAUGUACCUUGUGGGUAAGAUGAUGCGCCUCGGGCCGACGGAGCGAAUCGACCCUGCAACCGCCGAGGGCAUCGUGAGGCAACGGGUCGAGGCCAUGCGGGAGCCGUGA